This is a messenger RNA of Oncorhynchus masou masou (cherry salmon), 765 nucleotides long. RefSeq names its product calcium-activated potassium channel subunit beta-2-like. Gene Ontology annotation, cellular component: voltage-gated potassium channel complex; membrane. The transcript has 4 exons. The record is from RefSeq and is a predicted model, not a curated record. Gene Ontology annotation, molecular function: potassium channel regulator activity; calcium-activated potassium channel activity. Bases 61 to 765 code for a protein of 234 amino acids. Gene Ontology annotation, biological process: potassium ion transport; detection of calcium ion. NCBI's taxonomy places the organism in Eukaryota, Metazoa, Chordata, Actinopteri, Salmoniformes, Salmonidae.
CAGCAGCCCUGUGUGACGCCCUCUGUGAGUGGUGGUGGGCACAGAGAGUCCUCAGAGAGGAUGUUCCUAUGGGCAGGAAGCAAAGGAGCUCAGGGAUCAGGAAGUGAGAGAAGGACUAUUUAUCAGAAGGUCCGGGAGUAUGACGUGCUAGACAAGAGGAAGACAGUGACAGCGCUGAAGGCUGGGGAGGACAGAGCUAUUCUCCUGGGACUCAGCAUGAUCCUCUUCUCUGUGAUGAUGUACUUUGUGCUUGGCAUUACCAUGGUGCGCUCCUACUCAGACAGUGUGUGGACGGAGGAAUCCGGCUGCACUGUGCUCAACUCCACCAUCGUGGCGGAGAUUAACUGUACCUACAGCUGCGGCUCCGAGUGCUGGAAAAGCUCCAAGUACCCGUGCCUACAGGUGUUUGUCAGUCUCAACACAUCCGGAAAGGUUGUACGACUCUCCCACAAUGAGGAGGCACAGGACGCCAACCCAGAGUGCUUCUAUGUGCCCAAAUGCCAGAAGGACUUCAAUGCGAUCCACAGUGUCGUAGUGAACAUCUCAGAGUGUCUGAAAACACAGCAGCAGGUGCUGUGUUACAUGGACCCAGGUGAACAGCAGGACAGUGCUCUACUGACACGCAUCUAUGGACGAUUGGCAGUGUUCCACUCACUCUUUUGGCCAACCUGCACCCUCAUUGGUGGAACCAUCAUCAUCGCUAUGGUGAAGCUCACCCAGUACCUGUCCAUCAUGUGUGAACAGGUGGGCAGGAUCAAAAGGUGA